This is a messenger RNA of Moneuplotes crassus, 3210 nucleotides long. NCBI's taxonomy places the organism in Eukaryota, Ciliophora, Spirotrichea, Euplotida, Euplotidae. The record is from the annotation of a GenBank genome assembly.
AUGGAAAAUAUCUCAUUAGACAGUUAUUUAGAAGCAUUAUCCAAUACAGGAUGUUCAGACAACACCAAACUUAAGCAAGCAAGUGAGUUUAUAGAGUUAGCAAAGGAAAAGCCAGGGUUUUGUGAAGCAAUGAUGAAAAUUGCAUCUGAUCCAAAAUACAGGCCUGAGGGAGGCUUCGAUGUCAAUUUAGCAGCAGCCAUUCAGCUUAAAAAUAUGGUCCAAUACCACUGGAAGCAUAGUGAUGGAGGUCGGCUAAACGAAUUUAACGAUGAUGAUAUUGAAGAAGAGGAUGAAGAAGAGACCAAAAGUAUCAUUAUUUCUCAAGAAGACAAAGAUUUUGUGAAAGAAUAUAUUAUUAAGGCAUGUGCUCAUGCUCCUUCCUUCGCAGUCCUUGCCCUUCUUGAAGAGAUCGUUCAUGUUGUAGCUAGAUAUGAAAUGCCGUCGAACUGGCCAAAUGUCAUGACAGAAAUCACAGAGCUUCUUGGAGACACUGAUGAAGGAAAGUUGUUUGGAGGUCUAACUGCUCUUAAAGAAGUUGUUCAUAGAUUUGAAUUUGAAUUCAGAGAGAAUAGAGUUCCUUUAGAUGAAAUUGUGGAUACUCUGUUCCCGACCCUAGAAACCAUGUUCGUUACUCUGAUGGAUAACAUGGAAGAAUCAGCAAUGAAGGCUAAGAAUAUUAUCAUGGAUACUCUCUUUUUGGCCAAUAAUGCUAAGAUUUGCAAGAGAUACCAGAACGAAGAGAAUUUCAAUUCCCUUAUGAGUGUUGCUUUAAAGUCCCUCACUCAAGAAAUUCCAGAAGAAUUUACUACCAAGACUGAGAAUACAGAUGAGAUAGACAAGUUAGUAAAAAGCGAGCAUUGGAAAUUGAAAAAGAGGUGCAUCACUCUUCUAAACAGGAUUUUAAUCCAGCUGUCUAACAUAGAUGAAGAAGAGGAAGAGUUAAAUAAUGUUAGCAAGAACUUCUUUGAACAUCAUGCUAAAGAUAUUCUUGACAUUUCCUUCCUUCUUAUUGAAUUAUCUUUGACCAAAUUUGUUUCAAAUGAUGUAGUUUCUUUAGCAGUUAGGAUUGUUAACCGAGCAGAGAAAGUGCCAGACCUAUUUGCAGUAGCACUGCUAAAGCAUGAGGAUAUCGUGUUUAAGUAUUGCUUGCCACUCUUGAUGCUGACUCCUCAUGAUAUUGAGGAAUUUACUGAAAACCCGAUUAGUUAUACAAGAGGUUUGUACAGCUUGACUCAUUGGUCGUCUUCAGUUAGAAGCUACGCAAUUGAUAUGAUGAAUGAUUUUGUUACAUAUAAAGAUGAAGGAGCAGAAGGUGUGCCUCCAAUGCUCGGGAAAUUCUUAAACUACCUCGCUGAAACUUUGAGUAAUCCUAUUGAAGAUUUCAAGCUCAAGGAGAGCAUCAUGCUGGCUAUUGGAUAUCUGUCUCCUCAUGUUUCUCCUUAUGAGGACCUGCACCAAGGAGUUGAGGAUAUUUUGAAGAAUUAUAUCUUCCCUGACCUUCAAGGCGAGAAUGAAUUUCUGAAAGCCAGAGCUCUCUGGCUUUAUGGAGAAAUGCCUAAUUUUGUGAAGGAUCCUCAGCAUGCAAUUGAAGCAGUCUCAAAUAUUUACAAAUGACUUCUGGAUGAUUGCCUCCCAGUCAAAGUUCUAGCAGGUACAUCCUUACACAAGUUGAGCCAUAUUAAGGAGGCAAGAGAGAUUCUUGAACCAGGAAUUGGGAAAAUUUUGGAAGCAUAUCUCAAAGUCAUGCAAGAGAUUGACCAGGAUGAGCUAGUCAAUGCUCUUGAAGAAAUUAUCAAUCUUUUUGAAGACAAAGUAGCCCCUUAUGCUUAUGAACUAAUUGAAGAAGUGAAUAACAGAUUUAAGAAAAUUGCAAAGUCAAGUCAAGAUGCUAUGUGUGAAUCAAUCUUGACAGGAAAUGCUUGCCUCAGCACGAUCAGAACAAUUAUCUCAGCAGUUAGUAAAGACAAAGAGCUACUUGAAAGGGUCGAGGAACUGUUAUACCCAACAAUUUUGUUCUGUUUGACACCUAGAGGAGUAGAAUUUACUAACGAAUGUCUUGAUUUGCCUGCUCUCUUCGUAUACCAUAGAAAGUUUGUCUCUGAAAAGAUGUGGAAAAUCUUCUUCCACCAAUUCAAGAUUGCCAUUGGAGAUGAGAAUGAUGAGGAUGAGGCUAUUGAAGGAGCUUUCGGAUUUGAGUUCAUCCCAAUAAUGAUGUCCUUCUUUCAGAACUGUGUCUCUUUUGGAGGAGAUGCUUUCUUAACUCACAUAAUUGACGACGAAACUCCAGUCCAGUUAUAUACAAAAUCUAUCAAAAGAAUUAUUGAGAUUGAGAGGAACAUGGGAGCAGAAAUUUUCACCACAUCAGUCUGAGCUUUGAAGUUAAUGGGAACUCUCCUUGAGAACCAAUUUGGAAAAGUUGACGAAAUCCUGCCUGAAUUAAUUAGAUUGUUACACUCAGAAUUGGAGCACAAAGGGUUGUCGAAGGGUUAUAAAUCAUCCAUCUUACAAGCAUUCUCCAUGUGAUUCGUAUACAAUACCAACUUGACUUAUAAAUGUCUUGAAGACCAAGGAAUCUGUGAGCACAUGCUUCAGUUUUAUUUCUCAAGAAUGAGCUCGUUUACGCAGACUUAUGAGAUCAGAAGAGUUUUGUAUGGAAUUGCAUCUAUUAUCUCAAAUGAUGUUACUAAAGCUCCAGAGCUACUCAGAAAUGAGAUCUCUACAAUUAUGAACAUCGUAGUUGUCCUCAUCAAUGCUUAUGUCAAUGCCAAGGAGAAAGAAAUCAAUGAAGAGCUUGAAGAAGUCUCUCAGAUGAAGGCUAUUGAAGCAAACGGCCUCGAGGAAAUUGAUGAAUUUAGAAAAAUUCUUGAGAAGAUUAAUGAUAUCAAACAAAAAGAAGGAAAACUCCUCGAUUUUGAUGCUGAUGAAGAAGAACAAAAUGAUCUAUAUGAUCCUGCUGAUGAGCUUAUUUUCACAGCUGCUGAUCUUGAAUUAUAUGAUUCUCCUCUUGAAGAAGUUGAUGCGCCUAUUUAUUUCAAGAAUAUUAUGGAUAAAUUACAGGAGUCCAACCCAGACUUAUACACUGUUCUUACUGGAUCUCUUUCUCAGGAACAGAAUGAUCUCUUAUCUAAAAGCUUUGAGAAGAAUGAAAUGCUUCUGAAGAUAGAAAAGAAGGCAUAAUGUAUACAAUUAGUGAGUUAAUAACAGCAAUAA